Messenger RNA from Phialemonium atrogriseum, 1608 nucleotides. RefSeq names its product galactose-binding like protein. The transcript has 2 exons. The coding region runs from base 178 to 1305 and encodes 375 amino acids. Gene Ontology annotation, cellular component: anaphase-promoting complex. Gene Ontology annotation, biological process: protein K11-linked ubiquitination; anaphase-promoting complex-dependent catabolic process. Lineage: Eukaryota; Fungi; Ascomycota; Sordariomycetes; Cephalothecales; Cephalothecaceae. The record is from RefSeq and is a predicted model, not a curated record.
CACCAUAUCUUUUUCAUUGAACGUACUGGUCAUUGGCCCCAAACAUUUGCAGCCUCGUCUUUCCAUACACAAUCUCAACUAUGAAGCCGAUCGUGUUGAACAAGUACCCUUCUCUUCCACACGCUCCUUUCUCUUGUUUCCUUUGCGUCUUUGCUUUUCACCUGAGCAGUGACUAUCAUGGCUCCGGAUCCUUCCAUUCAACGCUUUGCUUUGAGCUCCCUGGAUCCUAACUGGAAUCUGAACUCAAUUCUUCCACCAAGGAAGCGUGCUCCUAUCACUUUUGACCAGGAGAAUGAAGAGGCUGUCCUUGGUGGAGUUGCCAGUGGCAUCUACAAUCUAGAAGAAGUUGUGGCCCUGACUGACCAUCGGGGCUUUGGCCUUCCAGCCACCCCGAAUGAGCCUCUUGACUCUGAUGACGAGGCCCUUGUCCCGUCGCCAUACGGAAGGAAUCAGAUCCUGCAAGAUCAGCCAUCAUCUGAUGAUGGGUCGUCUGCGUAUGGGGGCAACGAAGAUGAUGACGACGAGAUGAUUUCAGAGGACAUGGAGCAAGACCUCGGCGAGGAAGAGGCUGAGGACCAGGAGGAUGACGACGCUAUCUCGGGUGAGCAAGCACCCGGCGUAUUUUUCGAUCCUGCCGCCUUGGGCUUGAAGGAAAUCAACAACCUCGCCCACUUUGGCGUCAGCAGUCACAAGCCGGGCAACGGAGUUGAGGAGCUUUUGAGCGAUGAUCUGGACAGAUAUUGGCAGUCUGAUGGCCAACAACCGCAUUUUCUUACCAUACAUUUUCUCCGUCGAGUCGAGAUCCGGGCCAUCCGUUUUUACGUUGACUACAACCAGGACGAGUCUUACACGCCCACAAACAUUGUAUUUUAUGCGGGCACUGGCCACCACGACCUGACGCAGUUCGCCGAAGUCCCGCUGGUCAACCCGGUGGGCUGGCAGGACGUCCCCAUUGCGGACUGUGGCGGCGGCACCGACGGGCACUCGCUGUGCUGCUGGAUUGUGCAGGUAAUGAUUAAGGAGAACCACCAAAACGGCAAGGACACGCACAUCCGCGGCCUCAAGAUCUACGCGCUGGACGAGUACGCCAUCAACGGUGGCGUCAGCACGGCGGUCCGCGAGAUGGAGACCAACAUCGACGAGGCCGCGGACCGGCUGAUGGAGCAGCGGCUGGGGGGCGAGGAGGACGACUUCCAGGAACUGCUCGACACCCUGGACCACGCCGAGAAUGCCACACGGUACAAGCCCGGGGAUGGCGGCUUUUCGAGCGUGCCCGAUUUUAUGCGCGACCCCGAACUCAGAUAGCUGCAGGGCAGUUUGACUUGUUUCUUCUUCUUUUGGGCAGCAUGGGAUUAUGGGCCGAUGGGACUGGAGGCAUUACAUGGCGUUCGAAGGACUUUAUGCAAAAGUUUUAUGGGGCGCUAGGCUAUACCCUGCGUGGCAUGGUCGGCGAGUUGGAUGGUUGGGAGGCCAAUUCAAUGAUCGCGACGAGAUAUCAUGAUUUAAGUUUCCGUUAUAGGACUAGAUGGAAGAUGGUUUGGGGAUCGGAGGUGGUUGGUAUCUCUUAUUAAUAGACCACAUCAAUAAUAAACGUGCCCAUUACAACGA